Messenger RNA from Oryzias latipes (Japanese medaka), 1168 nucleotides. Its product is annotated as coiled-coil domain-containing protein 42 like-2. Lineage: Eukaryota; Metazoa; Chordata; Actinopteri; Beloniformes; Adrianichthyidae. The record is from RefSeq and is a predicted model, not a curated record.
CCUGGAGAGACUGCGCCUGCGCAUUACACUCCCGUUCGCCAGAAUGGAUGCGUCCUGGGAAUGAACCAUUGACCGGGAGGAACGUGUUGCCAUGGAAACGACCAACUCCGGAAAAAACGGGUCGCUCCUGAAGUUUCCAAAAGAAGUGAUUAAAGCGGAGUCGGAGUGAAACUGAAGGAAGGACUGUCGCGGAUGAACUGCUAAACCUGCAAACAGAUGACUUCGAAGGGAGGCCCCCAGGAGCCACAGGGCGCGCACGUCCAGGUGGAGGACUCGGCCGAGGACCUGGCCUACGCGACGGAGUACGUGAAGCUUUUCAAACUGCGACGAGAAGCAACAGAACUGCAAAAGAUUUACGACGGGAAAAAGCAGUUGUUGGAGGAGCUGCAGCGGCAAUCUGACAUGUUGAGGAGCAAAAUUGAUGACGCGGUUCAGCUGCGAGGAAGCUUGGAUUCACUUCUGAAGGACGAGGAUCCAAACACAUCCGCGCAGAAAGCUCAGGAGCUGUUUGAAGAGCAGAGAGCGAGGGGUGAGAGGGAGAUCCAGAGUCUGAAGGAGGAGAAAGCCAGAGCGAUCGAGACCAAACAGAAGCUACAGCGUCAAAAGCAAGAGAUGUCCGUGUAUGCAGACAUGCUGCAGGGAGUGUGCAGACUAGCCAAGUUUGAAGAUGUGGAUCAGCUGGCUUGGUACAUCGAAGAUCAGCUCCACCUCACAGAGAAACUCGUGGAGAAGGAAAAACAGGUGCAGGAGGAAACGGAUCAGCAGAGAAAAGAGCUGUCAAAGGUGCAGGAGAAGCAGAAGCUGCUGCGUCAGACAAUGAAUGGCCAGCUCUACCAGCUCCACACAGAGAUAGAAGAGAUCCGCUCCCAAGCUGAAGUUUGGGAAAUGAAGUGGGGCCAUAUUCAGGACACGGCUGCAAAGAAAACCCUGGAGCUGUGCCAGAUCAAGAUGAUAACACUCAACCUCUUUGAAACAUUAGGGGGCGUCGUUGAAGAGAAAGGCAUAAACAUAAAUGACACAGAAAAACAACUAGAUCAGAUCGUCACACGCAUGAAAGACAUGGAGGACAUCUUGAAAAUGCACAAGGACCUCUACCAAGGACAGGACUCCUCAAAAGGGAAAGCUGAGCAUGCUCCAACCUAUUAAAAAGUGUUUAUUUUUAAAUUCA